Messenger RNA from Papaver somniferum (opium poppy), 6816 nucleotides. RefSeq lists its product as uncharacterized. Lineage: Eukaryota; Viridiplantae; Streptophyta; Magnoliopsida; Ranunculales; Papaveraceae. The transcript has 2 exons. The record is from RefSeq and is a predicted model, not a curated record. Bases 484 to 1467 code for a protein of 327 amino acids.
AUAAGAACCUUGUUCUUUAAUGGCUGUGUUCUCUGAACUAAGAUUUGGCCUGAAUCUAUUGAUUUAUGAGGUGUUUAUCACUAAUUCUAUCCAUCUGUUUGUCUACUUGUUAUAGGGAUACAACAAUUGGCAUCAGAGUCGUUCUAUCCAUUAAAAAUCAGUCAAAUUUUCUUCUGUCAUGGAUCAAAAACUAAAAGCAGCUUUAGAGGCGUUAUCAACAGAUCUAACUGCUAAGCUUGCUUCCUCUGCAAACACUUUCGACAUCUUUCAAGAAUAUAAUCGCAACUUCAGUAAUACCUUGGAUGAAAUUUUUCCCACACUUUCGCCUCUACAAAGUCAAACGUGGUCGAUUCAAUUCCUUCUACUGUCAUUAAAGUAGGUGAUUCUCCCGAUUUCUAGUUGCUUUCUUCUGAUGUCGAUGAAGAAGAAGGUUCUCUCAAUUUAGGGUUAAUUCCCUCAUUUUUGUUUCAUGAGAAGAAUGAUAUGUCUGCUGGUGAGAGUUUACAGUAUGAGAAAGUGGUGAAAACUGAUGUUAUUGAAGUCAUUCGGUCAAAUGAAUUCGGAAUCGGGGAAGUGAAUCAGUUCAUAAACAAUGGCGUGAAUGAAUUCCUUCUACUGUCAAAGCCUCUGCAACCACUUUCUCCAUCUAUUUCUGAUGAAAAAGCCUCUACAAAGUCAAACAUGGUCGAUUCAAUUCCUUCUACUGUCAUUGAAGUAGGUGAUUCUCCCGAUUUCGAGUUGCUUUCUUCUGAUGUCGAUGAAGAAGAAGGUUCUCUCAAUUUAGGGUUAAUUCCAUCACUUUUGUUUCAUAAGAAGAAUGAUAUGUCUGCUUGUGAGAGUUUACAGUAUGAGAAAGUGGUGAAAACUGAUGUUAUUAAAGUCAUUGGGUCAAAUGAAUUCAGAAUAUGGAAAGUGAAUCAGUUCAUAAACAAUGGCGUGAAUGAAUUCCUUGUGAGAAAUUGCGUUCAAAUUUUUUCGGAGACCCAUCAAAAUGUUGGAUGUUUGACCGAGUUGCUCUUUCUUCAUAGCAAAAUCCUUGAUUGUAUCGGAUGGUGGAGUUUGAAUGGGCAAGAAGACGAUAUAUUGCUGUCUAUUUCUGUGAAAAAAUUUCAUGUAGAAUUGCUCGUGAUUUUAGUUGCUAGCCAAGGUGAUGUGCACCAGGUUUUAAUGAAGAAGUUUCAAAUUCUUUCGUUGCUUACAUUAUCACUUCACCCUAGUGAUACAACUCAAAUUUUUCUCUUCAGCACUUGUUAUUGGUGGGGUUGGGUAUAUCAAGCAAGGGCAGCUUAUACAUGCACCAGAAAGUUUUUAAGGAGGUUGAGAGCUCAUCUCCUUCUCAUGGGAAUUCAAAUUCUUCAUGGGUGGCUGGCUGUAGUAUCCUUGCAGUGGGAAUCCAGUUUCUUUCCUAUGGGUUUCUGGAUUACAAACAGUUGGUGCAGAUGUCAUUCUUUCACAUCCCCAACUUAGUUCACCUCCUACUACCAGGGUCCUUUAUGGUGAGUUAUCGAAGAGAAAGGAAUUAUUGCAGUUUGCAAGCAGAUUGAGCAUUCAGAUCUUGCUCUUGGUACAUCAUAUUCUUCAUGUGAGACUGUUACUGGAGUAUUGGAGGUAGAAGUUUAAAUUGGUUCCACCUGAUUUGUGGAGUCUGAGAAAUGCUAGCUGGAUUGAUAACAUUUUAUCUUGGUUGUGUGCUUUGAUGAAAACGGAAAUUAUAGACACAACCUGUUCUACAAAGCUGAGGUCCAUCAUCAAUUUGCAAGUGGAUCAUCUUACAUUACGUUUUGCAAGGCUGCUAAGGCACUUGAUCUGUUUGUUAACAUUCAACUUGGGCCUGCAACCAAGUGUGUUAUUAUUAUUCAGUUUUUGACCCAGGAACUGUUUGCUGACUUGGUUGGGAAUAUAGUGUGGAUACGAAAUUAUGGUAAUGCUGAUAGUCUCUUGCAGCUUCCACUUGGUUUACAUACUACUUCACAAGAGUCCUACAACACUAUUCAAGCUCUUAUUAGACAACCAGGAUGUCGCCAAGUGAAGGCUCCUAUGUACUCAACCGGGAAGAAUCAGGACUCGACAUAUUCUCCUAUACCGUUUUUGCUCACUGUGCUUCCACAUGGCUCGAAUGUAGCAAAUAUGGUUGGAAUUCAAGUCUUGCUCGUGGUACUUAAGAUUCUACACUAGUUGGUAAGGGUAGAUUACUUAAGAUGGAAAUUCAGAUUUCACUACCAACUAUGGUGUCUGGGGUUUCAAACAGUGAAAGGUUUUAUCCAGUUGGAGUUUGAUAAAUGGACAAUGGUUUCUUUGCGGGAGAGAUACACAGUAAACUGGGAUGUUUUGCUCAUCAAUUGCAUACUUGUGGGAGUGUCUACUCAAGUAUAUACUGAAGUGUUUGAGCAUCAUAAGUUUUACUUCGAUCCUACAGCCAAAUAUUUAAUUCAUUGUCAACUUAUGCGAGAUAAUGGCAGAGAAGGAGAGGGUGAAACUAACAAAAACUUACAAGCAGCCCACCUUGUUGUCAGAGGGGUAAUUGUGUAGCACAGCAAAGUAUGCCAGCAUACUAAUCUGGGGUCAAUUGAAAAUUUCAGUCCAUCAGCUAUUAUAUUUGCAAUAAUACUUGCAUCACCCUUCGAACAACUAGCUUCCCAGCUCAAGAAGUUAUUCGUGGAGAGCCGCGGACAGAUUGCAACGUCCAGUGGUUAGACACCAGGGCCCAUGCUUGAUAGAGUCGUUUUCCUAAUGUUACUUAUCUAUCAAUAUGAUAAUACUGAUGAUAAAGCACAUGUUCACUCGGCGGAAUGGCGUACAAGAAUGGCAUCUCAAAUCCUGCUCAAGGUAACCCUGUGGAUUAAUUUCUAGGGCGGACUUGAGAGUCAUAUAAUCACAGGACGGUUCUUUUUACAAUCAUCCUUGAGGACAAGGAUGUUCUCAAGGGGGGUGGAAUGUUGUAUACUUAUAUAUGAGAAAGAUUGUCCUUAUCAUGUUAGCUGUCAGUCUUGAGUAGUGGUUGUUGUUAGUAGUAUUUAACUUAGGAAUGAGUGCCUUUAUCUAUGUAAGGGAGGGUUAGAUGAGAACCAUUUGGCUCAGUCUUGUCCGUUGGAUUAUUUUGGAAACUUAGCCUUAUAAAGUUUGAGUCAGUCUGUAUUGCAACCUAAUCGAUUAUCAAAUAAGAACCUUGUUCUUUAAUGGUUGUGUUCUCUGAACUCAGAUUUGGCCUGAAUCUAUUGAUUUAGGAGGUGUUUAUCACCAAUUCUAUCCACCUGUUUGUCUACUUGUCGUAGGGAUACAACAAUUGGCAUCAGAGUCGUUCUAUCCAUUCAAAAUCAGUCAAUUUUUUUUUUAUCAUGGAUUGAAAACUAAAAGCAGCUUUAGAGGCGUCAUCAACAGAUCUAACUGCUAAGCUUGCUUCCUCUGCAACCACUUUCGACAUCUUUCAAGAAUAUAAUCGCAACUUCAGUAAUACGUUGGAUGAAAUUUUUCCCACCCUUUUUCCAUCUAUUUCUGAUGAAAAAGCCUCUACAAAGUCAAACAUGGUCGAUUCAAUUCCUUCUACUGUCAUUGAAGUAGGUGAAUCUCCCGAUUUCGAGUUGCUUUCUUCUGAUGUCGACGAAGAAGAAGGUUCUCUCAAUUUAGGGUUAAUUCCAUCACUUUUGUUUCAUAAGAAGAAUGAUAUGUCUGCUGGUGAGAGUUUACAGUAUGAGAAACCGGUGAAAACUGAUUUAAUUGAAAUCAUUCGGUCAAAUGAAUUCAGAAUCGGGGAAGUGAAUCAGUUCAUAAACAAUGGCGUGAAUGAAUUCCUUGUGAGAAAUUGCAUUCAAAUUUUUUCAGAGACCCAUCACAAUGUUGGAUGUUUGACCGAGUUGCUCUUUCUUCAUAGCAAAAUCCUUGGUAUGGCUUGUUUUCACAUUGAACUUCAUGAUUCUCGUUCGUUAUUUGAUCGUGGUAAAUGUGUUGAUAAAUUGGCUCUCCGAUUACUUCUUAGUUUUGGGUAUGAAUUAGAUUUUUCAUCUAUACAAUCAAUUCAUUUUUUACAUGUUAAUGAUGCUGAAGUUUAUGCUGAGAGGAAGUUGUUUGUUAAAAUGCCAGAUAUAAUUAGAAUUUUUCACUUGUUUUGGCAUGGAAGGUUAAACAUGGGAAGGCACAGGAAAUGCUUGCUAUUGUGGCUGAGAAAACUGCUAUUUUGAUAUUCACGGUGGUUAAGUCAGCUACCAAUGGAAUCGCACAAGAAAUGAUUGGUAACAUGCUUGAUAAUAAUUUGUGGAGUAUUACUGAUGGUAGUGCUCAUUUUUAUGAAUUACCUACGGAAGAGUUUUCUAAGUCUGUCAUUUAUGGUGAUUGUUCUUUGCUUGAUGCUCAAUAUGAAUAUCCAGAUUGUAUCGGAUGGUGGAGUUUGAAUGGGAAAGAAGACGAUAUACUGCUGUCUAUUUCUGUGAAAAAAUUUCAUGUAGAAUUGCUCGUGAUUUUAGUUGCUAGCCAAGGUGAUGUGCACCAGGUUUUAAUUAAGAAGUUUCAAAUUCUUUCGUUGCUUACAUUAUCACUUCACCCUAGUGAUAUAGCUCAAAUUUUUCUCUUCAGCACUUGUUAUUGGUGGGGUUGGGUAUAUCAAGCAAGGGAAGCUUAUAUAUGCACCAGAAAGUUUUUAAGGAGGUUGAGAGCUCAGCUCCUUCUCAUGGGAAUUCAAAUUCUUCAUGGGUGGCUGGCUGUAGUAUCCUUGCAGUGGGAAUCCAGUUUAUUUCUUAUGGGUUUCUGGAGUACAACAGUUGGUGCAGAUGUCAUUAUUUCACACCCAAACUUAGUUCACCUCCUACUACCAGGGUCUUUUAUGGUGAGUUGUCGAAGAGAAAGGAAUUAUUGCAGUUUGUAAGCAGAUUGAGCAUUCAGAUCUUGCUCUUGGUACAUCAUACUCUUCAUGUGAGACUGUUACUGGAGUAUUGGAGGUAGAAGUUUAAAUUGGUUCCACCUGAUUUGUGGAGUCUGAGAAAUGCUAGCUGGAUUGAUAACAAUUUUAUCUUGGUUGUGUUCUUUGACGAAAACGGAAAUUAUAAACGCAACCUAUUCUACAAAGUUGAGGUCCAUCAUCAAUUUGCAAGUGGAUCAUCUUGCAUUAUAUUUUGAAAGACUGCUAAGGCACUUGAUCUAUUUGUUAACAUUCAACUUGGGCCUGCAACCAAGUGUGUUACUGUUAUUCAGUUUUUGACCCAGGAACUGUUUGCUGACUUGGUUGGGAAUAUAGUGUGGAUACGGAAUUAUGGUAAUGCUGAUAGUCUCUUGCAGCUUCCACUUGGUUUACAUACUACUUCACAAGAGUCCUACAAAACUAUUCAAGCUCUUAUUAGACAACCAGGAUGUCGCCAAGUGAAGGCUCCUAUGUACUCAACCGGGAAGAAUCAGGACUCGACAUAUUCUCCUAUACCGUUUUUGCUCACUGUGCUUCCACAUGGCUCGAAUGUAGCAAAUAUGGUUGGAAUUCAAGUCUUGCUCGUGGUACUUAACAUUCUACACAAGUUGGUAAGGGUGGAUUACUUAAGAUGGAAAUUCAGAUUUCACUACCAACUAUGGUGUCUGGGGUUUCAAACAGUGAAAGGUUUUAUCCAGUAGGAGUUUGAUAAAUGGACGAUGGUUUCUUUGCGAGAAAGAUACACAGUAAACUGGGAUGUUUUGCUCAUCAAUUGCAUACUUGUGGGAGUGUCUACUCAAGUAUAUACUGAAGUGUUUGAGCAUCAUAAGUUUUAUUUCGAUCAUACAGCCAAAUAUUUGAUUCAUUGUCAACUUAUGCGAGAUAAUGGCAGAGGAGGAGAGGGUGCAACUAACAAAAACUUACAAGCAGCCCACCUUGUUGUCAGAGGGGUAAUUGUGUAGCACAGCAAAGUGUUUCAGCAUACUAAUCUGGGGUCAAUUGAAAAUUUCAGGCCAUCAGCUGUUAUAUUUGCAAUAAUACUUGCAUCACCCUUCGAACAACUAGCUUCCCAGCUCAAGAAGUUACUUGUGGAGAGCCGCGGACAGAUUGCAACGUCCGGUGGUUAGACACCAGGGCCCAUGAUUGAUAGAGUCAUUUUCCUAAUGUUACUUAUCUAUCAAGAUUAUAAUACUGAUGAUAAAGCACUUGUUCACUCGGCGGAAUGGCGUACAAGAAUGGCAUCUCAAAUCCUGCUCAAGGUAACCAUGUGGAUUAAUAUCUAGGGAGGACUUGAGAGUCAUAUGAUCACAGGACGGUUCUUUUUACACUCAUCCUUGAGGACAAGGAUGUUUUCAAGGGGGGUGGAAUGUUGUAUACUUAUAUAUGAGAAAGAGUGCCCUUAUCAUGCUAAUUGUCAGUCUUGAGUAGUAGUUUUUGUUAGUAGUAUUUAACUUAGGAAUUAGUGCCUUUAUCUAUGUAAGGGAGGGUUAGAUGAGAACCAUUUGGCUCAGUCUUGGCCGUUGGAUUAGUUUGGAAACUUAGCCUUAUAAAGUCUGAGUCAAUCUGUAUUGCAACCUAAUCGAUUAUCAAUUAUCAUUUAAGAACCUUGUUCUUUAAUGGUUGUGUUCUCUGAACUCAGAUUUGGCCUGAAUCUUUUGAUUUAGGAGGUGUUUAUCACCAAUUCUAUCCAUCUGUUUGUCUACUUGUUGCAGGGAUACAACAAUUGGCAUCAGAGUCGUUCUAUCCAUUCAAAAUCAGUCAAUUUUUUUUUAUCAUGGAUCAAAAACUAAAAGCAUCUUUAGAGGCGUCAUCAACAGAUCUAACUGCUAAGCUUGCUUCCUCUGCAAACACUUUCGACAUCUUUCAAGAAUAUAAUCGCAACUUCAAUAAUACCUUGGAUGAAUUUUUUCCCACCCUUUCUCAAUCUA